AUGCAAUAAUAAUAAAUAAUACCUGUUAAUGAACUUUUCACUCAUAAUUCAGACAACUCAGUUAAGCCUAUUAUUGGAAAUAAAGAAAUUGAAAAACAAGGCGAAUAAUUUUAUAAUAAAGAACAUUUGCCUUUUUAAGCUUUCAAUUUAGAAGAAGUUUGUCAAGGAAUUGAUAGUUAAUUAAUAGAAAAUCAUUUUGAAAAUAUUUUUAAUGCACUUUUAAAUUCAUCAAAUGAUAAAUAUAAUAUUUUGUGCUAUUUCGAAUGUAUUACCUAAAAUUCUAAUGUUGCUAAUAGAUUAAUUAAUUCUGCUUUUAUGAAUUUAUUACUUAAAUUGCUUAAAGUUGUUAAAUAAUAAUAAACUAAAGUUAAAAUUGGGAGCAUACUAGGUUAUUUAAUUAGACACGCCACAGUUAUUGAAAAUGAAUUGAGCUAAUAAGGUAUCCCUUAAAUUUUGAUUGAUGUUUUAAAAAAUGAAAAAAACGAAAAAGUUAAACGAAAAUGCAUAGCAGCUCUUGGAGAGUAUUUAUUUUAUGGUGCAACCUAAAUAGAUGAAGAUCCAUCAAAUAGUGUAUGGUAAAUACAGCCUUUUGUAGUUCAAUUCAUGGUAAAGCUCUUACGAACAGAAAAUGAAGACGAAUACGUAAAAUAUUAUACUAUUAAAACAAUCGAAAAUAUAACUGCUUAAAGUGUAGAAACAGGACAAUAAUUUUCAAACAGUGAUACCUGUUUAGCUAUAAUAUCUUUAUAUUUAACAUCUAAUAUUGAUGGUUUGAGAAUAAGUUCAAUGGUAUCCCUUUAGCACAUGGCGAUGUUAAAUAACUCCCUUAGUGAUGUGAUUUUAGUAAAUUUAGGAGGAUAAAAAAACCCUCCCUAUGGUUAUUUAAAAGAAGUAUUAUUAAAUGGCUAGAAUAGAGUUUAAUAAGCAUUAUUAACUAUAAUUAAUUUACAAAUACUUAUUAGCGAAAGUGAAUUAACUUAGUUUUUGUUAAAUGAUUUGGAGUUUAUAGAAAAUAUAAUUCAUUUAUUUGAUAAUCCUAGUUUAGUUGUAAGAGGAAAAGCCAUUUUAAGUAUUUUCUUGAUAAUUAAAAUUAAUUAAAAAGCAUUGAUUUUACUUGCUUAAACUAAAUUCUUUCAUUAUUUUGAAAAAAUAAGUAGAGAUAAUUAAAAAUAUGUUCAAUAAUGUUUCUGUAAUUUAAAAUAAUUGCUUGAAGAAAUGAUUACCUAUAUUCUUAAAAUUAUUUUUGAUGAACUUUGUAGAAUAUAAAGAGGAGAAUUAGCAGAUAACUCAUCUACAUAUUAUUAAUAAGGCAACCUUUAUUUAAACUAAUUUGUCCCAAUUUUAAAUGGAAAUUUAUAAUAUUUAUCUGUAUUAUUAUAAUAUGCAAAUUGUAGUUAAUUAAGUACUAGUUUAUUCCAAUAAAGUUAUUUAGAAUUAAUAUUUGAUUUAUUGAAUAUAGGUAAAGAUGCAAGUUAAGAAGUAAAAUCUGUAUUAGUAAAUUUAUACGAAGUCUUAUUGGGAAACAAACAACUUCUUAACUACAGUAUAUAUUUUGCUGAAGUAGUAGUUCCUAAAUUAGUAGAUUAACUAAAAUAAUAAAACGACUAAAACAUGAAAUUUAAUUAUUUAAAAUUAAUUGUGGACAUUUUAAGUUUAUUAUUUUCAGAAGAAAAUUCUCAACACUUUACAAGGCUCUCAAACUUUUUCUUAAAAAACUUUGUAAGUACUUAAUUAGGUUAACUUCUUGAUUCUGAAGAAUAGCAAGUAUAAAUUAUGGCUUUAAAACUUUUAAAUUUAUUCGUAGAAAAAGAAAAAUGUUCAAAAAGUUAUAUCCAAGCCUUAAAAUCAAAUAAGUUAAUAAAUAAAAUUAUCGAAUAAUUCACUUCGAAUAGAACUGCUUUAAAGUUACUUACAUAUAUAAUAUAAUAUUCUACUUUAUAAGAAAUUAAUAGCUAUAAUGUGACAAAAAUAGCUGUGGAACUUUUCAAACAUUAUAUAUUGAAACAAUAGGAUUAAUGUUAUGAAGAUUUAGUAGAUAUUUUUUUGAAUAUAACAACUAAAUUAAUAAGCAGCCAGUAGUUUAAUUUAGAAAAACCAUCAUUUAAUAACGAAUAAAUAGAAAAUCAUGAUUAUCUUUUAAUUGCUUAUGAUUGUAGUUUUGGCUUGUUAAAUAAUAUCGAUUUUAGUUUAAGCGAAAAAGUAGGAAUGUUUAUUAUUUAAAUUAUUUUCCUAUUUGGAAAAAAUAAAAAAAUAUUAAAAAACGAAUAUGUAUUGAAUAUUUUAAAUACUAUUAAUUAAUUCUCUAUGGUAAAUACAAUGAUGAGAAGAAAUAUUAGAGUAUUAAAUUGGAUUGUCUAAGUUUUGGAUUUGAAUAAAGAUUUAAAAGAAAAUAUUUAUUAUUGUUUAGAAAAACUUAAAAAGCCAGAUGAUUAAAAAGUUGUUGCGACUAUAAGUGAAAUUAAGUAUUUUUUAUUAAAAAAUUGAUUAAAAAAAUA
Messenger RNA from Ichthyophthirius multifiliis, 2495 nucleotides. RefSeq lists its product as hypothetical. The transcript is spliced from 4 exons. Gene Ontology annotation, molecular function: microtubule binding. Gene Ontology annotation, biological process: cytokinesis by cell plate formation; phragmoplast assembly. Lineage: Eukaryota; Ciliophora; Oligohymenophorea; Hymenostomatida. The record is from RefSeq and is a predicted model, not a curated record.